AUGGCCGAGCCGAUUGACGAGUUUGCCGAAGAUGCGGAUCCGGUCAUCAUCCAAACGUCGACCAGCCCCGAAGUAGGACAUGUCUGGACAUGGGCACCGCUGUGCAGCCGUCCGUGUGCGUUUGGACCAGAGGACUUUUCCGCGGUGAUGGACAAUCUGAUUUACAAUCCGAACCAGCUCUCCUCAUGGCUGUUCCGUGCCGACAUUGUGUAUGAAAGCGGCAAAGACAUGGGCUCCGUCUCGCCAGCACCACUGCCUGUUUUUGCCGGCUUCAAACUGGCUCGCGAGAGGGUCAUUGUACGGCGAAUGAUCCCGCGCAACACGCUCCGUGACAAACCCAUGCUGCAGACAUGCCUCUUCUAUGAGAGUGCUGAGGCACACGAUGUCGACGACACGGAUAGCACGUCACACAUUGGCAGCGGCGACGAGCCAGUCCGAUCAUCCUUGGUCAUCUACCUGCCCCAUGUGGACUGUGCCGCCGAGAUGCCGUUCUACCAUCCCAUGGUCCAGGGCGUUGCAUUUCUGCACCAAUGGCAGUCGAUGGCCAGCACUGGGACCCUGUCAAUGCAUUUUUCAUUUUUCCCACCCGCUGCGAUCCAGCCGGGUCUGGAAAAGAAGGGCAGCCAUGCGAUUCUGGCCCGUGUGGCCCUGAACCUCCUCAACACCGUUCACAAGCAUGGCCAUGGCAAGGCCAGUGGCUACGUCAAGCGCGUGCAUCAUGAUCGUUUGGUGACGCAGGCUCGUGUGCAGGACCGCUACACCUACCUCAAGGAGAAACAUGCGCGCCGACUGGUCGACUCUUGGCAGGAGACUACCGAUCCAGCUAAGCACGUGUUCGAGGAUCUGGCCAUUUCCGCGUUCCUGAUGGAGCUGUGGGCCGACAUGUACGGCGACGACAGCACCGACGACACGACGACAGCCGCAACGGCGACGGUUCCGGCCAAAUUCCCUGGCUUUGUCGACAUUGGUUGCGGCAACGGACUGCUGGUGCAUCUUCUGAACGAGGAGGGAUACCACGGCUGGGGGUUUGAUGCCCGCCAGCGCCGCUCGUGGAAACAGUAUGGAAACGACGGUAAGAUAACGACAGAUGCAGAGCUCCCGCUACAGCAAGCUCUCCUUCUGCCCACCUUUCUUAUCAAGCACGACAAAGACGCGCCCGUCGACGAUGUCUUGGCCACACACAACGGCACGUUUCCGCGCGGCACAUUCAUCAUCGCCAACCACGCCGACGAGCUGACGGCCUGGGCCCCUGUUCUGGCCGCGCUGUCGGACUGCCCCUUUCUGGCCAUUCCCUGCUGUAGCCACAACUUUACUGGCGGAAAGUUCCGGGCACCACCACCCUCGGCAGAGAAGCAGGCGUUCCUGUCAGCCGUGUCUUUGGAUGCGUCUUCCUCGUCCACCUACGCAUCGUUUGUGUCCUGGGUCAUGGACGUCGCGGAGGACUGCUCGUGGGAGGUGGAGCGCGAGAUGUUGCGCAUCCCCAGCACACGCAACGUCGGGCUGCUAGGGCGUCGACGGCGCCGCGUAUCCGACAGAGACAGCCGUCCCUUUACUGUAGACCAGGCCUGGGAGGUCAUCAACAAGUAUGGCGGUGCAUACGGUUUUGCCGACAACGUAGCCAAGCUAUCUGUAGAGGGGAAGCAGGCGUCUCAUUAG
Molecule: messenger RNA, 1656 nt
Organism: Grosmannia clavigera kw1407
Lineage: Eukaryota; Fungi; Ascomycota; Sordariomycetes; Ophiostomatales; Ophiostomataceae
Product: duf1613 domain containing protein
Exons: 1
Coding region: 1-1656 (551 amino acids)
Biological process (GO): tRNA methylation
Molecular function (GO): tRNA (uridine) methyltransferase activity
Source: RefSeq, a predicted model, not a curated record